AUGUUGUUAGUGUUGGUGUUGUUUACUGUUGUAUUUGGGCAACCAGAUCAACCAAAAGAUGAUCCACAAGAAGUUUUAAUACCACCAAAGGCAGUUGGUGCCUUAAAAAAACUGAUCAUCAAUUUAGAAAGUUAUAUUAAGGUGUUGACCGAUUUAUCAAACAAAUAUGUUGAGAAGUUCCAAGUUUUUUCCGUUAAUUUGUGGAAAACAGUUGAUGAAAUGAAAGAAUCAGAAGAAGAAAUGCUAGAGUUGUUAAAGGAGUUUGACACAAAAGGAAAAGUUGAAAAAGCCAAAUUGAUGAAAUGGAUAGAGUUAAUAGAAAAGGCUUACAAUUUACAAAAGACCGAAAAAGGUUAUGGAUGUUAUAUGUUCCAUUUGAAGACAAAUAUAAAUAACGUGCAAACAUCAAAAGAUUUGACAAUGAGAGAAAGGGUAUUUUUCCAGAAUGCUUUAUAUCUUAAAGUUACACUUUUGGAGAUGAAAGUAAAGUAUUUGGUUUUAUUUGCCAAAUUAUUGAAAGUUCAAAAAACACCAGAGUUUUUCAGAGCACACAACAAAUUUGCCGACUUUUUAACAACAUUAAAAGUUGUGAUGGAAGAGGGGCAUGAAAGUUCUACAGAAAAGAAAUAUCUUUUGCCAAAAUCACAAGAUGUUCCUAAAGUAGAACAGCCGCCAACGAAAAAGGCACCUCGGAAGUCACUUGCAGAAAUGAUAGCUGAACAGCGGUUUAUGAUGACCGAAAAAGGCAAAGACAUCAAAUUGCCAUUGUUGCCACCUUUAAGACCAAAAACACCAAAACCAACAGAAGAACAAGCACUUGCUCAAGGCGCAAAACCAAAAGUGCAACAACAAAAACAAGAAGAAGAAAAACAACAUCAAAAAGUCGAAUUAAAGCCAACUACUCACCAAGAAAGAAAAGCACUGAUUAAACAACAGAGAGAAAGAGGAAGAUAUGUACAACAAGCUACUGCUACAAAACCAACACCGGGAACUCCACAAACACCACACGUUGCAGAACAAACAUUGAUAAGACCAAUUCCUCAAAUAUUACAGCCUCCUCACUUCAUCACUCCUGUGGCGAAGCCAAUAAUUACUUCAAAAAUUGUUAAAGAGAGGUUUACAAUCCCACCUUAUAAACAUAAACCAACUCCUCAAGUACAUAGUGAACCCACAUCAACUCAAACAGGAAGUGCGAUUCAGGGAACACCAAUUCAACACCCAGAACAACCAACUGUCCAACAACAAGGUGCUCAACCAACAGAACAUUCAUCUCAAAGUCCAACUACAACACCAGUGCAAGAAACUCAUCCACAACAACCAAAGGAACCUCAACACAAACAAGAGCAAAAAAGAAGUUAA
This is a messenger RNA of Entamoeba invadens IP1, 1359 nucleotides long. RefSeq lists its product as hypothetical. Lineage: Eukaryota; Evosea; Mastigamoebida; Endamoebidae. The coding region runs from base 1 to 1359 and encodes 452 amino acids. The record is from RefSeq and is a predicted model, not a curated record. The transcript has a single exon.